CUACACUCCUCCCCGCCAGGAUUCUCAAAAAUCCAUUUAAUCCCUCUACCACCAAAAUUUCCUUAUUCCCAUCAGCAACACCUGCCCAUGGAAAUCAAGUUUCCAGCUUCAGAGUCACUCUCUCUGGGAAUCUUGAACUGGCCCGGCCUGCCUCCUAUUGAACGAAACACUUCCAUGCACCCUUGCAAUUGGCUUUCUACAAUCUCCACAAUCAGAUUCCAAAAAGUUAUCCAACUAUGGCUUUAUUACCCAAUGGGGCUUUUCGUAAUAUUUCAAAAUUAAGACUCCUAUGAUCGUAAAUAGCCACAAGGCUAUAAAGGGUUUUGGGUUUUUGCAUUUGCGGCCAUAUUUUCAAUCCUCACUCUCUCUCUCUCUCUCUCUCUCUCUCGGGAUGGUCGUUGAUCGUCUUUUCGAGGAUAUAUUUCAGGUGUUGCGACUGAACCCAGAUGGAAAAAAGUUUGAUAAAGUUGCCCGAGUUGAAGCAAAGAGUGAGGCUUGCGAGAUGUUCAUGCACCUUGAUGUGAAUUCAGAGGUGUACCCCAUCAAAGAAGGCGAGAAGUUCUCCAUGGCUCUUACUUCUACACUCAAUUUGGAUGGAACACCUGACACUGGCUAUUUCACCCCGGGCAAUCGCAAGACUUUGGCUGAUGAAUAUGAAUAUGUCCUGCAAGGGAAGCUUUACAAAAUUUCAGAAGGCUCUAAACGUGAUCCUAAAGCGGAGGUAAAUGCUUCAUUUGGUGGGCUUUUAAUGAUGCUGAAGGGGGAAUCCGCUCAAUUCAAGAACUUUGAACUUGAUCAGAGGUUGUUUCUCCUCAUUAGGAAGUUGUGAAUCUCUAUGGAAUUGCUUGUAGUACUGUCCUAAUAUGAACAUUUUUAGCCUCGUGUUCUGUAAACUUAUGCUGAACCUUGAUAGUUGACAUUAGGUUGGGAUGAGUACAGCUUACAUAAACCUGUGGUAUUGUUUAGAGACAUGAUGGCAAGGCAUGUUACAGCUGUAUGAAACUCUAUUGCAGUAUUUUCAUAGAAAUAAGGUUUGAACGUUCCUAAUAUGAAAUUCAUGUCUGCUGCAUUUUUU
Messenger RNA from Rosa chinensis, 1075 nucleotides. Its product is annotated as DNA-directed RNA polymerases II and V subunit 8A. Gene Ontology annotation, molecular function: DNA-directed RNA polymerase activity. NCBI's taxonomy places the organism in Eukaryota, Viridiplantae, Streptophyta, Magnoliopsida, Rosales, Rosaceae. Bases 290 to 829 code for a protein of 179 amino acids. The record is from RefSeq and is a predicted model, not a curated record. The transcript is spliced from 4 exons. Gene Ontology annotation, biological process: DNA-templated transcription. Gene Ontology annotation, cellular component: RNA polymerase II, core complex; RNA polymerase III complex; RNA polymerase I complex.